AUGAACAUUCCACUAAGAUGGCAGGGCAGAUGGUUUGCAGUUACAAUGGGCACCGGCAUUGUUGCAGUGCUAAUGAACUCGGUGCCUUUCCAUACUCCCGUUCUCUACUAUCUAUCGAUUGUCUUCUUCCUGCUCAAUGUCGUCAUUUUCUUCCUGGCAUUUGUCACCUCGGUUCUGCGAUACACUUUGUAUCCGGAAAUCUGGCGAGUUAUGAUUCAGGAUCCCACUAAUUCACUUUUUCUGGCUACAUUGCCGAUGGGGUUUGCCACGCUGAUCGAAAUGUGGGUCUUCAUCUGUGUUCCACGAUGGGGAACAUGGGCCACGUCCGUUGCAUGGGCAUUAUGGAUGGUAGACGUUGUCGCUGCAGCCUCAGUGACCAUGUCUCUGUCCUUCAUUCUAAUUUCUCAGCGCUACAUAACAUCACUGGAUCGCAUCACUGCUCUGCAGCUCCUUCCCAUUGCUGCAACCAUCGUUGCGGCUGGUACAGGCGCCGAGGUUGCCCAUAUCCUGCAAAAUAAGCAGCAUGCGAUGGGAACUCUCCUUGUUUCAUUCGUUCUUUGGGGAAUGGGAACACCGUUGGCAAUCUUCGUGUUGGUGAUCUAUUAUCAACGCCUUGCAGUUCAUAAGCUUCCUCCGCGGGAGGCCAUCGUAAGCUGUUUUCUACCAUUGGGUCCUCUUGGAUUUGGUGGCUUCGGCAUCAUCUAUAUUGGAAAAGUGGCCCGGGAACUUUUACAGAAUUCGAACGUUUUAGAUCCGAUCGCGGGAUCGAUGGCUUACGUCCUGGGGGUCUUCAUCUCCCUCCUCAUGUGGAGCUUUGGGUUGAUCUGGCUUGUAUUUGCACUUGCGACGAUCUUGUACAGUUCACCUUUUCCUUUCAACAUGGGAUGGUGGGGUUUUACCUUCCCCUUGGGAGUAUAUGCGGCAAACACGAUGGAGCUGGGAAAGGAGCUAGAUCUAAUGUUCUUCAAGGUUUUCGGGACGGACUCGGCCGAGCAUGAGUUUCCGUUUUUGCAAGAGGUCUAUACUCCUCGAGAGUCCCACAAGGUCGACUUCGUUUUUGUUCACGGUCUCAAUCCCCGCGGUCGCAACGACCAUCCGUUCGAAACAUGGACUCAUGCCAAUGGGAAGUUUUGGCCUCGAGACUUCCUCGCAGAGGACCUUCCCUACUCUCGAGUCUUUGUCUACGGCUAUAACUCCAACAUAACCAAUCCUCAGACUAUGUCGACAGCUAGUAUCAAGGACCAUGCCAAUACACUGCUGAACCUGCUGGAUAUGGAGCGGGGGCCACAGCUGCACUCUAUGCCACCAAAAAUCAUUUUCAUUGGACACAGCUUGGGAGGCUUGGUAAUUAAACAGGCACUUCUCAACGCGAAAGAAGAUCCCAAAUACAACUCAAUCCGUACAGCAACAUCUGGUCUGGUAUUCUUUGGAACGCCCCAUCGAGGGGCGAAGGCUGUCGAGUUGGGUAAAAUUGCCGCUCGUGUCGCGCGUUUCGUCUCAAAGGGUCACGCCAGUAAUGACCUACUCGAUUGUCUCGAACACAACUCCCUGUUCACAAGACAAAUGACAGAUCGCUUUCGGCAUCAACUAGAAGACUAUCGUGUUGUCAGUUUUAUCGAGGGAAAGGAAGUAUUACUAGGAGGCGUUGGGCCGGCAUCUUUGAGCCACCUGGUCGUUGACGAAGAGUCAGCUGUUCUCGGUUUGUCUGGUCUGCGCGAGACUCAAUUGAAACUCGAUGCAGACCACUCCCAGAUGUGCAAGGUGGGCAGCCGAGGGCCAAUGUACCGGCUCAUUAAAGGAAACAUCAAACAGUUGGUGGAUCAGGCUCUUUUAGCAGAGCAGGGAUUUAUCCCUCAACCAUCCCCUCAUCAAACAACCGGGCCAACGCCGCCCCCGGUUCCCCCACGAAUGCACUCUAACAGUAGCGCGCCCUAUUCGCCUCCUGGAAGGCCACCGGCUCCUGCGGAGAGAGUGGUAGGGACCAUAUUCACUCCGAUCGAUAACGAUCCACGCUCUAUUCGGGCCGCAGAGUUAAAGAAUAGGGCCAAAUGGGAUGAAGCUCGAAAUGUUGAAUAUGAGAUUUUUCAGGAACAUUUGCGAACCCUUGGUGCUGAUCAUUUGAGCACUUUAUCUGUUGGAUACAAUCUCGCUGAGAUCGAGCUGGAAUCCAGCUUCCUCCAGAAAGCGAAUGAGUGGUGCCAGUGGGUGGUGGAUAGUUCACGCCGGGUAUUUGGGAACAGCCAUGCGAUGUCCUUGAAAGCCGAAAGUCUCAUGGCUGAGACACUAUGCCAACAGGGGAAGCAUCAUGAGGCCGAAUCGAUCUCUGCCAAUGUGCUUGCUCGUCAGCAAAUGAGCAUUGGAGAAGAUCAUUUGGACACGUUAGAAACACGACGCCGCCUGGGGAUGGCAUACAACUCGCUCAAUCGGCGAGAGAGCGCGUUAAUGACGGCAGAGAAGCUCACUAAUUCCAUCAAACGGUUGCUGGGAGACAAUCAUAUUCGUGUCUUUGCCGCGGCUUUAGAUCAGCUGGAAUAUAUGAUUUACAAUCACGGCGACGAAUCUGCUGCUCUGAUUACAGUUUUUGCUCCGGAGGUCCAACAAGCGUUUGAAUUGCUUCCUUCUGUCUACGAAGAGCUCCGGGCUGCUCUCGGGGAUCGACAUCCUCUUACCAUCCGUUCUCUCUCGUUACAUGGCCGUGGACUGACUCGUGCACAUCAAAGCAUGGAAGCCUCUGAGGUUCUUCGGCGGGCACUCGCUAUCUCUGAGGAAUCCAUGGGACCCGAUCACCCGCUUACCAUCGAUAUUGUGGGAAGCAUUGGCGUUAUGUAUACCCUCCAGGACGCUAUGAAGUUUACAGCCCACACUGGCCCACCAUCCGAAGCUAUUCCGUGGUUGGUACGAUAUCUGAACUGGGUCGAACGCCGAAGGGGUCUGGAUAAUCCCGAAACUCAAUCAUCUCUGGAGAUGCUGGGUAAUCUUCACUUUGCAGCCAAGGAGUAUGAAACCGCGCAGAAAUAUUUCGAACGUGCUCUCGCCUCCUGCCGGGAACCCGGUGCAACUGCGAUGCAGCAGCGCAUUAACAAUCAACUGCAGCUAUGCCGUGCCAAUACGAUGUUGUUCACAAAUCGGCAGGGAAUGGGUUCGGGCCUUGGGGGUUUCUAG
This is a messenger RNA of Penicillium macrosclerotiorum, 3162 nucleotides long. RefSeq names its product LipA and NB-ARC domain protein. Gene Ontology annotation, cellular component: plasma membrane. Gene Ontology annotation, molecular function: protein binding; sulfite transmembrane transporter activity. The record is from RefSeq and is a predicted model, not a curated record. The transcript is spliced from 8 exons. Bases 1 to 3162 code for a protein of 1053 amino acids. NCBI's taxonomy places the organism in Eukaryota, Fungi, Ascomycota, Eurotiomycetes, Eurotiales, Aspergillaceae. Gene Ontology annotation, biological process: transmembrane transport; sulfite transmembrane transport.